Leguminivora glycinivorella is the source of this 865-nucleotide messenger RNA. RefSeq names its product 6-pyruvoyl tetrahydrobiopterin synthase (gene purple). Gene Ontology annotation, molecular function: 6-pyruvoyltetrahydropterin synthase activity. Gene Ontology annotation, cellular component: mitochondrion. NCBI's taxonomy places the organism in Eukaryota, Metazoa, Arthropoda, Insecta, Lepidoptera, Tortricidae. The coding region runs from base 264 to 767 and encodes 167 amino acids. Gene Ontology annotation, biological process: tetrahydrobiopterin biosynthetic process. The record is from RefSeq and is a predicted model, not a curated record. The transcript is spliced from 4 exons.
AGUUCCGAGUUCGCCCAGUUCUGCCACUCGUCUCACUCUCAAUUCCAGUUUCAACUUUCAAGUUCAAGUCAAGUAAAAUGUAAUUGGAGCUUUCGGCUUAGCUAUCAUUUGUCUUAAUUAUCGCUAAUCAACAUAUUUGUCAUAUUAAUUAGUAAUCAAUUUAUAAUUAACAUUUAGUAACUGUUUGCGUUGUCGUUGAGUGCUAGUGUUAAUACUAGUUUUAUCAAAUUCGGUACCGGGGCAGAAUAAGUUGUUUUAGUAAAAUGUCGUCGUUGCCUAUUGUAUCUAUAACAAGAAGAGAGACGUUCAGCUCUUGCCACCGUCUACACAGUCCAUUUUUAAGUGAUGAGGAGAACAAGAAACUGUAUGGAAAGUGCAACAACCCAAAUGGCCAUGGGCACAACUAUGUUGUAUUGGUGACGGUAAAAGGCCCGGUGGAUGCUCACACCGGGAUGGUGAUGAACAUCCAUGAUCUGAAGCAGUACAUGAAGGAGGCCAUCAUGGAUCCUCUGGACCACAAGAACUUGGAUCAGGAUGUGCCUUAUUUUAAAACUGUGGUCAGUACCACAGAAAAUUUAGCAAUCUACAUCUGGGACCACCUACAGAAAGUAAUGGAAAAGCCAAACCUAUUGCAUGAAGUGAAAAUAUUAGAAACCGAGAAAAACCACGUGGUUUACCGCGGCGGCUCCACUUACCCCCGCAAGAAACAUGAGAACUCUAGCCUACAAUCCGGCCGCCACCACAAUGUGUCCUCUGAUUCGGAUUGAUUGAGAAAUCAAUACUAUUUCACUUUAUAGAUCUAUAAGAAAAUAUUUACAUGUUUAUUUUGUACUUAUAUUUGUUAGAAUAAAAACUAACAAUAUUU